Penicillium samsonianum is the source of this 7158-nucleotide messenger RNA. RefSeq names its product type I polyketide synthase. Gene Ontology annotation, molecular function: zinc ion binding; fatty acid synthase activity; oxidoreductase activity. NCBI's taxonomy places the organism in Eukaryota, Fungi, Ascomycota, Eurotiomycetes, Eurotiales, Aspergillaceae. The record is from RefSeq and is a predicted model, not a curated record. The coding region runs from base 1 to 7158 and encodes 2385 amino acids. The transcript has 9 exons. Gene Ontology annotation, biological process: secondary metabolite biosynthetic process; fatty acid biosynthetic process.
AUGGUUAUCAACAGCUCUGGACCCGAUACUUAUACCAAUGGAGUUGGUGGUCUCCAUGGGACUGCCGACUCAGUUGAUUCCAACUUUCUCGCCGAAGGCAAUGCUGUCCCUGAUCUUGGAGCUAUAGGUGAUGCGCCCCAAACCUCACUUCAAGCCCCCAUUGCCGUGGUUGGAAUGGCAUGUAGGCUCCCCGACGAGUGCCAUUCUCCAGAGGCAUUCUGGAGAUUCAUUGAGCGAGGUAACAUUGCGAAAAAUCGACCUCCUUCGUCAAGGUUCAACAUUGAUACUCAUUAUGAUGGAUCCCUGAAGAACAAGACGAUGGCAUCCCCAGGAGGAAUGUUCCUCCAAGGUAUUGAUGUCCAAGAUAUUGAUGCCCAGUUUUUUAAACUCUCUCGACUGGAGGCCGUGUCUAUGGACCCCCAACAGCGGCAGUUGUUGGAGGUUGUUUAUGAGGGACUCGAAAACGCGGGUGUUACCCUCGAGCAACUGGACGAGUCACCUGUCGGCUGCUUUGUCGGGUCAUUUGCCUGUGACUACGGAGACAUCCAAGCCCGAGACCCGGAGGACAGAGCUGCUGCGACGACAGUUGGAAUUGGACGUGCCAUGCUGAGCAACCGAAUCAGUCACUUUCUGAACAUCAAGGGUCCUAGCAUGACCAUCGACACCGCCUGCUCUGGUAGCUUGACCGGUGUCGAUGUCGCUAGUCGAUACCUCCAGACUCGUGAGAUCAAGGGUGCUAUUGUUGCCGGUGCCAAUAUCUAUCUCAGCCCUGAGCAUGUCAUGGACCACCACUUCGGUGCCAAUGGAACAGCCUCGCUCACAGGAAAGUGCCACACGUUUGAUGCCAAGGCAGACGGAUACAUCAAAGCCGAGGCGGUCAACAUGGUCUAUCUCAAACGUCUCGAUGAUGCUCUCCGUGACGGCGAUCCCAUUCGUGCCAUUCUGCGCGGUACUGCCACCGGCAGUGAUGGCUGGACAGCCGGUAUUGCCAGCCCCAACUCACAAGCCCAGGCAGCCGCUAUUCGACAGGCGUACGCAAAUGCUGGCAUUUCUGACUUGUCUUUGACGAGUUAUGUCGAAUGUCAUGGAACUGGUACCAAAGCUGGUGAUGUGAUCGAGGUUAACGGUAUCGCAUCGGUGUUUGGCAAACAUCGAACUCCUGAGAAUCCCUUGCGGAUUGGAUCUGUCAAGAGCAAUAUUGGUCACUCAGAGCCUGCAGCCGGAAUCUCUGGUUUGUUGAAAGCAAUUCUCGCCCUUGAGAGGGGUGUUAUCCCUGGAAAUCCCACAUUCCUAACUCCGAACCCCAAUCUUGACUUCGAAAAGCUUUGCCUACGUCCCUCCAAAGCCACAACAAAUUGGCCUGUCGUUCCUUUCCGACGAGCUAGUGUGAACUCCUUUGGAUAUGGUGGCUCUAAUGCCCAUGUCAUUGUUGAUGCUGCCGCUGGACUCAGCAAGCACGUGACCUCUUACACGGGCGAAAGCGACGAUAUCUUUGCAGAUGAUGCAGGACUGGAGAAACCUUACCUUUUGGUCCUUUCGGCCAAUGAUGAGGAUUCCCUCCGUGCUCAAAUCACGUCGCUAGACAAGCAUCUCUCGGACCCUGCCGUUGAUGUGAAGAUCCGAGAUUUGGCACACACCCUCUCCAAUCACCGUACACGCCAUUAUCAUCGAGGAUAUCUGAUCGCGAACAGUAAUGCCAUCGAUGUUGAUGAUGUGAUUAUGGGAACACCUCGCUCAGAUCCACCAAAGAUUGGCUUUGUAUUCACUGGACAGGGCGCUCAAUGGGUGCAGAUGGGCAAGGAUCUUGUUACAUUCCCUCUGGCAAAAAAAGAGUUGGAGCAUUUAGACAAUGUUCUGGCAAACCUCCCCGAACCUCCUCGGUGGUCCCUUAUUGAUAAAUUGGUCAAUCCUCAAAGCGCCGAGGACCUUCGUGAUCCUGAGCUCUCACAGCCCCUUGUAACCGCUCUUCAGCUUGCAAUCCUGGCUGUUUUGAAUGGUGCUGGUAUCAGAUGCAGCUCUGUUGUUGGCCACUCAUCUGGAGAAAUUGCCGCUGCUGUCAUGGCUGGUAAAAUUACUGCCGAGCAGGCCAUCAAGAUCGCUUACUACCGAGGCAAAGCAACUUCGAAUGCUCAAUUCGAAACCGAAGUGGGUAUGCUUGCAGCUGGACUGGGAGCCGAAGCUGUACAACCCUAUCUGAAAGCCACAUCCAUUCAGGUCGCCUGUAUCAACAGCCCAGAUAGCGUAACGCUUUCUGGGGACCGCUCGGAACUGCAAAACAUUGAGCAGAAGAUCAAGGCCGACGGCCACUUUGCUCGUCUGCUUCUGGUCAAUGCGGCCUAUCAUUCUAAGCAUAUGAACGUGGUGGCGAACGAGUAUCAGACCAUGUUAGAGAAACAUGUUGAUUGGCCGCAGACAAGCUCCAAUUCUGCCACUAUGUUCUCGUCCACUUUGGGGGAAAUGGUCGAGGAUGAUCUCGGACCGAGCUAUUGGGUGCGUAACAUGGUAUCACCAGUUCUGUUCAACCAAGCCGUUCAGCAAAUGAUCUCCUCGUCGGAGGGGGUCGAUUUGUUGAUCGAGAUCGGGCCAAGCAACGCCCUUGCUGGACCAAUCAACCAAAUCAAGAAGGCCGUUUCAUCCUCCACCGACUAUAUUUCCUCCUGGAAACGAGGCCCUGAUGCACUGAACGCCAUGCUGGGAUUGGCUGGACAGCUCUUCAUCAUGGGAUGCCCGAUUCAACUAGGUCAAGUGAACAAGGACACUCAAGCAGCAAAACCAUCAAUGAUCGUCGAUCUUCCGAAUUACGCAUGGAACCACGCCACCAAAUACUGGCACGAGAGCGAGGCAAGCAGCGACUGGCGGUUCCGCAAGUUUGUUCAUCAUGAUCUGCUCGGUAACAAAAUCCUGGGCACUCCAUGGACUCAGCCGGUGUGGAAGAAAGUCAUGAAGGUGGAUGACUUGCCGUGGCUUCGGGACCACAAGCUCGGUGAUAGCGUGAUCUUCCCCGCCUCUGGCUAUAUUGCCAUGGCUAUCGAAGCCAUAUUUCAAAAGGCCAAGGCCCUGGGUCAUCUUCCUGAUGCAGUCAGCGUCAACCAAGUAUCAUACAAGUUGCGAAAUAUCACUUUCUUCCGCGCGCUGCCCAUAGAUGAAGAAUCUGGCAACACUAAGAUUAUGCUCGCGCUUAAUCCAUGUGCCAGCACCAAGGACAGUUGGCAUGAAUUCAAGAUCUCAUCCGUCUCAAAGGACAUUAACAACGAUCAUUGCCAGGGGCUUGUCAGUCUAUCUGAAGAGGGUAUUCAAGUGGGACCCGCGAGCGACCUUCUGCCUCUUCUCCACGGUACUCCCGCCUCGACGUGGUACAAGGCAAUGCGAGAUGUGGGAUACAGCUUUGGUCCCAGUUUCCAACAGCAGCUGCAAAUCGAGUCAACUGCUGGUCAGCGCUCGAACCGAGCCACUGUCUCUUUGCUGGAACCACAAUCCAAAACACCGCAGUCAUUGUAUCCAAUGCAUCCCGUGAGCAUUGACUCUUGCUUCCAGGCGGGCGCACCGUCUCUCUGGUCCGGCCACCGAAGCUCCGUCAAUAGUUUGAUGCUGCCGGCUAUGAUAGAUGACCUGACCGUGAUGGCGCAAGCAUCUUCCCCGGAAACAGGAUUAGCUGUUGCAGAUGCAGAGUUCGCCGGCAUUGGAAGACAUGAUGAUCCCCGCCGGUUUAAGUCGAAUGUCAAGGUGUAUGACCCAGUCAAUGGGAAUUUGCUCUUCCGACUUUCUGGCCUUCACUACCACUCCCUUGACGCUACCGUGGAGAGUCAUGCGGCGCACACGUACACGUGUUUGAAAUGGCAACCAGACAUCUCUUUCCUUUCCAAUGAUCAACUUGCUACCUUGCUUGAGGCAUCAGAGUCUGGAAGCAGCACUGACAAGGCUGUUGCCAAGAUUGGACAGGUCAUCAACCUUGUUGCUCACAAGAAUCCUCGUCUGCGGGUCUUGGAGCUGGACUUGGUUGACAAACCCGAAAGUGUUUGGAUUGAUCGCAUCAUGCCCAUCGCCUCUGAUAUUGCCACUGACCUUGAGUACCAUCUAUCGGUGCCAUCCCAAAACUCCGCUAUCUCCGCACGGUCCAAAUAUGGAAGCUCGAAGGUGGAGUUUGGUGUUCAUGACAUCGAUGCGCCAUUUAGCGACAUGGAAGACAAGGACGCAUAUGAGAUCAUCAUUUUAAAGGCAUCUCCUUACCACCCGCCCUCGGCUACCGAUAUUGAAAAGGCCAGGGAUCAUCUUUCCCAGAGAGGCUUCCUUUGCGUCUUGUACGACACGAGUGUAGUCGAAGGAAACCUAUUCACCUUUGGCGGCUUGGAAAGCAUUUCUACCACGCAAUCUCCGCAGAAUUCUGGCGAGCUCCAACUUGCCUACUUUGGAUCUGCUGUGGCCAAAGAAACUCCCCCAUCCAGGUCUCCGCUGCAUGUCGCGCAUUUCAAGCCCUCGAGUGAACUCAAAUCGAAGGCCCUUGGCCAUUUCAUCGAGGAUGGGUGGGAGGUUAUCGAACAUUUCUUGCCGUUCAACGAUAUUCCUGAGAAUGGGACUGUUGUGGUACUGGAUGAGAUGGACUCUCCAGUCAUGUCUCAUUUGAGCGACGAACAAUUUGAGUCUUUCCGGAACCUCGUUCAACGCCGAUGUCGAAUUCUAUGGGUCACACGAGGUGCGCAGAUGCAGGUGACGCACCCUGAGCAUGCCCUCUUUUUCGGCACCGCGCGAUCGCUAUAUGGAGAGGACCCGACCUCUCUAAUCAUGGUGUUGGACGUUGAGCAUACAGAUGGAGAAGCCAGUCUAGGUGCUCUUGAUUCGGUAUUGAAACGUCUUGUUUCUGCUGAGAUGUUGAAAGAUGAGGAUCACGAAUUCGUCGAGAGGGGCGGGAUGGUUUAUAUCAGCCGAAUCGUUCCGGACAAGGCGGUCAAUCAGGCCGAGAAGGACAGCGUCCUGGGCCCGGAGGCUCAAGAACAGUCACUGCAUGGUCAUCAGUCCACUGUGAGACUCAUUAGCACGCGGACUGGAACCAUUGACAGUCUGCAGUAUGCAGUGCAGCCCGACGACGUAUUUGGAAAUCGUGACGUGGAGAUUGAGGUGCAUGCAGCAGCCCUCAACUUCAAGGACCUGGCGCAUGCCUUGGGCUUCGUUGCAUCCAAUGAGCGUCGGCUGGGGCUGGAAUGUACUGGAAUUGUCACUCGACGAGGUAAGGAUGCGAAGUCUGUUUCUAUUGGAGAUCGUGUACUGCUCAUCCGGAAGGAUGGAGGUGGCUUCGGCAAUAGAGUCAUCAGUACAGUGGAGGGCGUCCAGCGGAUUCCGGAUUGGAUGUCAUUUGAGGAUGCCUCCACCCUCGGAGUUUGCUUCAUGACAGCCAUAUACAGUCUUAUCGAUUUGGCCAACACACAACCAGGACAGACUGUUUUGAUCCACGCCGGUGCGGGAGGUGUCGGAUUGGCCGCUAUCCAAAUCUGCCGCUACUUGCAGGCCGAGAUAUACGUGACCGUUGGUUCCGAGGAGAAGCGACGCUUCUUGAGAACAGAAUACGGCAUCCCAGAAGACCACAUGUUCUCGUCGCGGUCGAUAUCCUUUGCUGCCGAUCUCAUGCGGGCCACCAACGGCCGUGGGGCUGAUGUGAUCCUGAACUCGUUGACGGGUGAUAUGCUGCACGAGUCUUGGCGUUGCCUGGCCCCCAAUGGAAACUUCAUUGAGAUUGGUAAGAAGGAUCUGCUUGAUCGGAACAGCAUCUCCCUGGCACCAUUUAGUCACAAUGCUUCAUAUCGGUCAUUCGACCUGUCACUCAAGGCGGUCUCCUUGCCCACAUUCGACCGCUUGAUGAAGCAAAUUUUCGCCUUCGUCAAUGAUGGUGUCAUCAAACCGCUUCCCAUCUGUAAGACAUUCUCCUUUGCGGAUAUUGCAGAUGCUUUCCGUUACAUGCGAGAUGGAAAGCAUAUUGGCAAGAUUGUGGUGUCGGAUGAGAACCGCGAUGCUGUUCGAGUUCCUAUCAUUCCUGCCCUUCCGGCUCUGAAACUGAGAGAUGAUGUUACAUACCUUAUUGCUGGCGGGUUCAAGGGUCUGUGCGGCAGUCUCGCCCUCUACCUAGCCCGCAUCGGGGCCAAGAAUAUCGCGGUCAUGUCCCGCAGUGGAUACGACGAUUCUGCUUCUCAAAGUAUCAUCUACCAUCUAAAGGCCAUGGGAACUCACAUAGACUUGAUCCAAGGCGACAUCACCAAUGUCGAGGAUGUGCGACGAGCAUUCGCCUCUACCAACAAGCCGGUCGGUGGGAUUAUCCAAGGUGCAAUGAUUUUGCGGGACAAAAUCUUCCCCAGAAUGACGCCAGAUGAGUUCCGAACGCCCAUCGAUCCCAAGGUAAUCGGAACCUGGAACCUGCACAACCUGGCCAUAGAAAACAACCUCAAACUAGACUUCUUCACUCUCCUGUCUAGUGUGAGUGGUGUCGUUGGUCAAAAGGCCCAAGCCAACUACAGUGCUGGUAACGUCUUCCAAGACUCCUUCGCAGUCUACCGACAUGCCCUUGGUCUCCCAGCAUGCUCUGUCAACUUGGGAGUGAUUGAGGAUGUGGGAUACUUCACGGAUCGCGACAACCUCAGUCGUAGAUUGGAGUCGCAGGGUUGGACACCCAUUAAUGAAGCUCUGCUGCACAAAAUCUUACGCUUUUCGAUUCUCCAGCAAACAUCGCCAAUCAACCCCGAUAGCAUGUCGCAGCUCAUCACGGGUAUUCCCGUUCCUUUGCUUCCCACUGCACCUAUGCAACCAUUCCAUCGGUGGAGCGCAUUGAGGCCCACGGCCGCAGCAACUGGUGCUGUGGGGGGCGACAGCCAAGAGAGCCACUUAGCCACACUCAAGAACGCAGGGGCUUCCCCGAGUGACAACGUGGACCACCCAGCUCUUCUAACAUCGGCUGUGGAAGUUGUGAAUGCAGUUUUGAUGCGUAGUCUUGGUUUGAAGACCCCGUUGGAAGUAAGUCGGCCACUAGCCAGCUACGGAAUCGACUCCCUGGUCGCAGUUGAGUUGCGAAAUUGGACCAGGUCGGAACUUGGUAUUGAGACGAGUGCCUUGGAUAUUGUGGGGGCCAAGACCUUGGUGUCGCUUUGCGAGCUUAUUCUAAAGAGAUUGCUGGCAUAA